Messenger RNA from Acanthaster planci (crown-of-thorns starfish), 2507 nucleotides. RefSeq names its product alpha-N-acetylgalactosaminide alpha-2,6-sialyltransferase 2-like. Gene Ontology annotation, molecular function: sialyltransferase activity. NCBI's taxonomy places the organism in Eukaryota, Metazoa, Echinodermata, Asteroidea, Valvatida, Acanthasteridae. The record is from RefSeq and is a predicted model, not a curated record.
UUUUAGCGGUUCGUUGUUGAAAGCAUAAGCCUGGCUCAAUCUUACAAGUUUACAAUUCCACCUAAUCGAUUGGCAUUUGCUGCAGUUUUAUCGACAGCUUCGGUACGGCAAUAAACAUGAAGCGUUUAUAAGCAGGUCUGACCGGGGUGUUAAAAAUUUCAAUACGGUACAAUAUUACGCACGAUCCAUUAGGAAACUAUCGCUGUUUUUGUUUUAAAACUGAGAGGAUGUCUUUUGCACUUUUCAGCUGUAAGUCAGCCGGACACGGUGGAUUCGUCUUAAAAUGGGUAGUCAGGCUUGUGCUGGCGACAGGUCUUGGAGUAUCUUGCUACGCACUGGUGACUGGUAUAAGCACUCUUACCAGGUUUCCAUCUAUUUGGGAAAGGAUAUCAUUUCCAACAAAGGAGGGACGUCUUCGUCAAUGGAACGUCGACAAAGAUGACACUGGUCCAAGCAAGGGUCUGCUGUUAAAGAAAGAGUCAGUACAAUUAGCAAAUAUUGACAACCGGAUUCAAGGUAUUGCUUUCAACCAAACUUACAAGGACACUUUAGCUGAAGACCUGCAGAGGAGAGACAGACUCAGACCAUGGAAUUGGCGACUCAGUGAGAGUCAUUUCAUCCCUGACACACAGUUUUUAAACUACAUGACCUGUCCAACGUCAGUACGUAAAAAACUUCUUCUUGAGUCGUUUGUUCGCUAUAAAUAUGUGCCUGAGAUUCCAUUGUUGAUGUGGAGUAAACAUUACAGCAAAGAGGAGUAUGCACGUUUAUCACACUUUCACAGUAUCUACGGGUGGGAGGUUGCUAACGAAAGCGUAAUUGCCUCAGCACUCAGCCUUCUGAAUACAUCAAGCAACACGUACAUGUUUGACAAGGACCGAUCACCGGGAGAAGAUGGAUGCACAUCCUGUGCUGUCAUCGGAAACGGUGGCAUCUUGAAUGGUUCAAAGAUGGGAAAAGAGAUCGAUGCCCAUGAUUAUGUCUUCAGGGUCAAUAUUGCUGUAACUAAAGGUCACGAGGAGGACGUAGGGAGCAAAACAUCAUUUUAUUGUGCAGCCUUCCGGUCUCUCUCAAACUCUUUAAUUAGCGGAAGGCCAUAUGGCUUCAAAGUACCGCCAUACCAACAGGGAAUCCGGUAUAUUUUCUUCCCUAAAACAAGAUGGGCCUACAUGUUUCUUGGUGCUGUGUUAAGAGGCAACGCUGCACCCCGAAAUCCCGAGGAUGGCAGAUUACCCCCGAAAUUCCAGACGAAGCUGACAGCAGAGGACAUCAAGCUUGUACAUCCAGAUUUUGAAAGAUAUAUCAGAGACAGAUGGAUCAACUCCACCCGCCGUAAAAACGUACAAAUUUAUCGUCCAUCAACCGGUGCUAUCAUGCUUCUCCUGGCACUACACACCUGCGACAAGGUGGAUGCAUACGGUUUUGCCGGAAGUUUCGAAAAAUACUCAGAGUACUACUACGACGUUGCGUUUACAAAACAUGUAUCGUAUCUCAAUCACGAUAGUCAAAAAGAGAAGGAACUGUGGAUCAAGCUACAUCAACUGGGCAUCAUUAACCUAUACACCAGAGACUAGGUUUACUGGGAAGGUUUUGCUGGAACACCGAUCUCGCAUCUAGUGAAAAUCUCCUGUGACCUGUGCAGGACAAUGGCGGCGGAAGCGGGGGAGGGGGCCAGUGUCCCCCACUUUUUUGACCGGGGCUCAUCCCCCCCUUUUUGCAGGUCCUAUAAUUGGAUGGGGCAGAACAGAUUGAGCUAUUAAUGGCUGAUGCCUGAUGGUCUUAAAACUGCUCCCCCCCCCCUUUUGAAAAUCGUUCCGCCGCCGGUAGUGGAGGAAAAUAAUUGUGCAAAGUUUGUUGCCCUGUAAUAGAGUAUUCAUUGCCAAUUUCCCAGCUCAAAUUGAAUUUUGCACACCGGUUUCAAGUGUACCCAUUUUUAUUGCUCCUAAACUUUAAAUUGAUAAAAGAGUACAAGACGCUGGGUGGGCUAGCCUGUCUUUUCUUCAAUAAGUUUUAUAGGUGAAGCCACAUAAACUUGGAAUUUAAUUGAAUUUUGACAAAUAUUCAAUGACAGUGGCAGAAUGUCGAUGCAUAGAUCUUUUGAGUUUAUAAUCACAUGAAAAGAUUAUUUUGAAAGUUAAUACUCUUUGGAUAAAACGUGCAACCAAGCUUUGAUCUUUUCUAAAGUACUAUACUGCAAUCUUGUAUACUCAAGUUCCUUAUUAAUUUUAGUGAUGACUGUCGUAGAAUGUUUAAAUUACGGGAAUUUCCAGUAAACACUGAAAGUUACACUGACCUGACCAGCUAUUAAGUUUUGAUGUACAUGUCUUUAUUUCAAAGACAUUUGUGUAUCAAAUUCACUGGUUUAAAAAAGUACAGAUAGUUAGAGCCUUGGAUUUAACAGCAACAACUAGCCCUAUCAUUGUUCAAUUUAAAAAAUUUCAAUUUUUCAAUUAAAGUCAGUAUAUGCCUUUUAAUCAUUCUUCGAUUAAAUUUUUUGCUAAAUUCAA